Danaus chrysippus (African queen) is the source of this 1419-nucleotide messenger RNA. The record is from the annotation of a GenBank genome assembly. Lineage: Eukaryota; Metazoa; Arthropoda; Insecta; Lepidoptera; Nymphalidae.
AUGCGCUUGGUCAUGCCGGGCUGUGUGGUUGACAUUCGCAAGAUGCCUUAUGUUCGACUGCUUCUUAUCGUCAUCGCUAUGGGGAUUUAUCUUACCAUGGGGGCAUCUGUGUUCCAAGCCCUGGAAAGACCAGUGGAAAGAGAGACCGAGAAGCGUAUUGCGAAGAUUAAAAAUGAUUUUCUUGUCGAACAUCCAUGUGUAACAGGCCAACUAAAUAGCAAUGAAAGGCCAAAAUACCCUCGUAUACAUUCGUAUGGGAGCAUGAGCUCGGCAAGAAGUGACGAUGAUAUGACAGUCCAUAGCCAAUUAUUUCCCUACCCGAAAAAAAUGAUAGUACCGAGAGAAAUUUUGUACGAGGAAGAACAUCCACCGUUCCAACCGCUAUUCGCUACUAGUAGGAUUUUCGGAAAAGCGAGAUUCACCUGCCUUUUAUCGAUUUACAUAAUCUUUUACAUCUCGUAUUUGCUGUCUGGUGCUUUAGUGUUUUCUGCUCUUGAGACUCCUUUAGAGAAUCAGGUUCUGCUGGAUGUCAUCCGAACUAAACAAGACUUCGUAACUAAAUAUCCUAACGUCAUGGCUGAAGAUUUGGAAGUGCUCCUGGAUGAAGUAGUUCGAGCUAGUAAUCGUGGAGUAUCUGCAUCAAGAAACGUGAGCGGUGGACCAAACUGGAGUUUCGGGCAAUCCCUUUUCUUUUCAUCCACCGUUGUUACUACUAUUGGCUAUGGUCACGUUACUCCACUGUCUAAGCCUGGCAAGUUGUUUUGUAUAGUCUAUGCACUUCUUGGUAUACCCCUGACUCUGGUGUUGCUAUCAGCUCUGGUGGAAAGACUUCUGCUACCAGCCACUGCCUUGCUGAGAUCAUUGAAUGCUGCUCUGGGCCAUUUGUAUCGACCCUUUACUAUACGUCUAGUUCAUCUCAUGAUCAUUGUCAUGAUCCUGGUAGUAUUCUUCCUAAUGAUUCCGGCCGCGAUUUUCGAUUCGCUUGAGCCGGAGUGGGACUACCUGGACUCCUUUUAUUACUGCUUCAUUUCCCUCACCACUAUCGGGCUUGGGGACUACAUACCUGGUGACUAUCCAGACCAGCCAUAUCGUCCCCUGUACAAGGUUGCUGCUACCUUUUAUCUAAUCAUCGGUUUGACGUUCUUGAUGUUAACGCUGACCGUCUUUUAUGAUAUACCGCAACUGAAUCUCAGCACCGUUUUCUCAUCAAUGAAGCUGGAUGAAGAUCCUGAGAAGAUGCGUUUAAGUGGUUCUGGAGUGAUGGGGCCUGGAUAUGGAAUUGGAGGUUUGGUGAUGAGAGAUGAUUAUAACCACCAUGACCAGCGACGUUCAGUGGUUCAUAUUCGACCUCAUUUGGAUGACAGCCCCAGCCCUGAGGACACUACACCAGUUCAUGCAAGGGAUAUCCGAGUACAUUAA